CUGCGUCAUCCACACUUUUAGAGAACGACCAUGUCGGAACAUGUAUCCGGCAAAGAAAUACCGAGUCAAAGCUUGGUAGUUACAAAGUCUAGAUUCACAGUCAAGAGUCUCUCCCCCGCAUUAUCGCCCCGGGUGAAUGCCACGAUCGUUUAGCUCGACACCAUGGCACUGGUUCCUUUGUCCCAUGUUCCAGAGCUCGUAUCCAAAGCCGCCAGUUUGUGGCUCCCAAACUCAAUUACCGAGCCUGACACUCUCUAGAGGAAAAGGCUCUGCGUUGAGAGACAUGUAUUGGAAGAUAGUGUCAUCGCCUUCAUCCUUUUCCAAGGUAGUACUUGGAGGCCUAACUAACUGCGGCUGGGUUCCAACCUCCUCAUACCGGGCCAUCCGCCCCCGUGGUAUAGUCCCAAAAUAGAAGAAACAAAAGAUAUAUAAGAAGCAAUGGGAACCAGCAAACUCAAGCACAAACAGAGCAUCAGGCAAGCAAGCAAAGCACUCAAUCUUC
Aspergillus pseudotamarii is the source of this 502-nucleotide messenger RNA. RefSeq lists its product as uncharacterized. The record is from RefSeq and is a predicted model, not a curated record. The coding region runs from base 137 to 412 and encodes 91 amino acids. NCBI's taxonomy places the organism in Eukaryota, Fungi, Ascomycota, Eurotiomycetes, Eurotiales, Aspergillaceae. The transcript has a single exon.